Molecule: messenger RNA, 1618 nt
Organism: Daldinia loculata
Lineage: Eukaryota; Fungi; Ascomycota; Sordariomycetes; Xylariales; Hypoxylaceae
Exons: 1
Coding region: 124-1533 (469 amino acids)
Biological process (GO): transcription initiation at RNA polymerase I promoter; nucleolar large rRNA transcription by RNA polymerase I
Cellular component (GO): RNA polymerase I core factor complex
Molecular function (GO): RNA polymerase I core promoter sequence-specific DNA binding; TBP-class protein binding; RNA polymerase I general transcription initiation factor activity
Source: RefSeq, a predicted model, not a curated record
CACAACGUUAACAAUCUUUUCCAGGACAACCAAAAGUUUGUUAAUUUAAGACACUUUACUAUUUAAUACAUGUAGGUAACUACUAAGAAAGAGUAUACAUAAUACUGAAAAAAAAAAACUACCAUGGGACCUUUCGCUCUCCCGGUGCCAGGCUAUCGCCUCAGUGCACACCACCGCAUAAACAAACCUAAGAAAACAGACGAUGGGCAAGAAAAUGAGGAGGAAGUCUGGGUCGAAUCCGAAUGGAGCACGCCCUCCUCACGUCUCCCCUCAGACUCCAUCAACCCCCUAAGCCACACGCCAGAUACCCUUCGGCAAUUCGCCGUUGCUGGACUGUCGCCCACAGAGGAGAUACCGUCGAAGGCAAACCCCUUGUUCCCGCACAAGCCACUCCAGCCAGAAGGCAAGAGACGCAGGAAGCGCGAUGUCAGCAGAGACGAUGAAAAUGCUACGGAGAAGCGGGAUAAGGGUGUUACGUCAAAGCAGCACUCGGAGCGCCUAAAGCAUCUAAGCACCUUAACAGCGAUCCUGCACCGCUGUCUCGGCGAGGGCGACAUCCCACGUGCGAAGCGUGCCUUCGGUUUGCUAGUACAGACCAAGGACGUAGAUAUCCGACAGGCCGGGCUAUGGGCCAUAGGCUCCGAGAUCCUCAUGCGGGACGGCGAGUCAGAAGAAGACCAGCUCAGACAUAAACAGGGACGGGACAAUGAACUACGUCGCUGGGGCUCCGCCGCCAACGUCGACAAAGUGAAAUCUUACUUCGAGACCCUGAUCCAGCAACAUCCGCACGACCCGCACCGGCCACAACUUACCAGCGCGCUGGACUUCUGGCCCGCGCUCUUCGGCAUCGAGGUGUACAAUAUCGAUGCCGAGAUGCGGGCUGCGAUGCAUCAUCUGCAACAGCAACAGGAUAAAGAUCAAGGCCAAGAUCAAGAUCAAGAAGAAGAGGCGGGGUACGGGUUUGACGUGGACAUGGCAUAUUCAGACGAGACGUUCGAAUCGCACAGGGAGCUCCAAGACCAAAGACGACGCGAAGCUAUCUACACAGCCCGCGACGAAAUACGCACACGCGCGCUAAUCGCCGCAGAGGCAGUCGCCAAGCAAAUGGACCAAGUGAUGGAAAACGCACCGUACGGCGCGCACCGCGGAUUAUUACGGCUGCGAGCGCAUCUAGCGCUGUUCGUGGGGGAUUUGUGUCUUCCGGCGCGACUUAUGGAUGACGACGGCUACGUGUCUAAAGAAGAGAAGAAGAAGAAGAAGCGGAUGAAGAAAGGUAAGGGUAAGAAUAGCGAGGAUGGGCUACGAGCGCGUGCCGAGACGGCGGAAGAUCAUGCUGCGCUGGUUAGGAGGAGGGAUGAGCAGGGUAGGGCGAGGAUGUUGUUUCGGAAGGUGUUGGAUGGUGGGGGGGAGAGGGAGUUGGAGGGGGAAGGGGGGGCGGAUAGUUGGGUAUGGAAGUUUGUGGAUGAGGGUGAGGAUGAGGAUGAUGAUGAUGAUGAUGAUGAUGAUGAUGAUGGGAGGGGUGAUGAGUGGUAGUUAGUUGUAUGGUUGUUAUUGUCUCUUACAAGGCUCAAGAGUAGAUACCCCGAGUAAUAUAAACCACAAACACUACCUACAGAGG